Cydia pomonella (codling moth) is the source of this 7264-nucleotide messenger RNA. RefSeq names its product calponin homology domain-containing protein DDB_G0272472 (gene ens). The record is from RefSeq and is a predicted model, not a curated record. Gene Ontology annotation, biological process: microtubule cytoskeleton organization. Bases 133 to 3312 code for a protein of 1059 amino acids. Lineage: Eukaryota; Metazoa; Arthropoda; Insecta; Lepidoptera; Tortricidae. The transcript is spliced from 20 exons. Gene Ontology annotation, cellular component: microtubule cytoskeleton.
GAACGGAACGCAGUGUCCGUCGUAUAGAUCGCUGGCUGGCUGUCUGGCUGAAAAUAGUGAACGAAGUAUGAGUUUUCGAAUAUGUUCGAUUAAAAAGUGAAGUGAAUUAGUGAGUGACUGUCAUCCAGCAAGAUGGUUGAUGACGUGAAUAUUGCGGAAACCGCUGAAAGUAAAGCGUCUGCAGAAGCUCUAGACAGAGCCAGAUUAGCGCGAGAAAGACGCGAAGCGGAACAAAGAAAGCGGCUUGAUGAGCUGCGAGCACACGCAGCGGCCGCGCAAGCGCAGCGGGAAAAGAGGGACGAAGAGCGACGGAAGAGGCAGGCCGAGCAGAGAGCGAGGGAUGACGACAGGAGGGUGCAGGUAGAAGAACGCAAACGAGCGAUAUGGGAGGCUUCAGUAUCGCGACGCGAAGCGUUGUUGCAACGCGAGCGCGAGCGCACGGAGCGUCUAGAGCGCGCGCGCGCCGCUCGCUCGUCGCCCCGCUCCGCGUUCGCCUUCGGAUCGUCCACCCCCCGCCUCCUCGAGCCGCUUGACUCGGCGGGAUUCUUCUGGGCCGCGCGCAGUACCAACCCCAUUGAUCAGAUGAACUUUUUUGAGUCACUGGCGGCAUCAACAACAAAUGUGAUGUUCGCGUCUGCGCCGCUCACGAGGCGCGCGUCCGCGCUGCAUCUCGACUCAGACAAUGAUAACAAAGCUUCUAUAGGAUUGAGGAUGUUUACAAGUUUCUACGAACCCGACCGACAGCCACCCGUAGCCAUGUGGUCGAGCGUGGCGCGGCGCCGCACCGACCUCGUGCCCACGCUGCCCGCGCCGCGCGCCCCAGGUAGAGCCUACUCCAUGACGCGGCUCGACAAGCUGCCGUCGCGCCCGCUCUCCGGCUCGCCCUCCAUGCACCACCUCAACAGGACCCAACCGCGCUCGGGCGACACGACGCCGGGCUCGCGGCCCGCCAGCGCGUUGUCCAACGCCGCGCCCGUGCUGCGCCAGCGGCCCGCGCGCAAGCCCCGCCCCGCCUCCAUCGCCGGCACGGGGGUCAACACGCCUAGAGGUGGGGUGGACACGAACAGCCAGAGCGCGGCGACAACGCCGUCGGUGUCGCGCGACAGCACGGUGAUGGCGGCCGCCGUGCCGCGCCGCGCGCAAACCACGCCGCGCCGCCCGCGCCCCGCCUCGCUGCACGCCUCGCGGCCAGCGACAGCAGCCUCCACGCCUAUUGCGCCGGGCGAGGGCAAGCCGCCCGUGCACAGAAAACCAAAGCCCUCCAAAGAGCACCCCAACCGCAAGUCCAUGUCCGCGUCGCCCGGCCGCGCCCUCUCGCCUUCGCCCGCGCACUCAAAGGAACCAAGCCAGGACAAAGAAAUUGUCAAGCAAAAGCCAAGUGAUAAGAAUCACGUCGACGCGCACGAAGUGAGUCAAAAGCUGGAAGCGUUACAGAUACAAAAUGGAAAUGAAAAUGCCAGACAGCCACUACACGAUAAGGUUAAUGAAAACAAAGAAAAUCUGAAUAUAAACAUAGUCAAUCCACCGGUUGCGGUAAAUAAAGUAGAAGAGGCCAAGCCUGAAAUAGUAGAAGUACAGAAGCCAGUCGAAGUGCAGAAAGUAGAAGAUAACAAACAAAUUGUAGAUGAAAUGAAAGAAAUUGUAGAACAAAAGGUAGAAAAAAUCGCAGAGAAAGUAGAAAAAGUAGAGCAAAUAAUUGAAAAGCCUGAGGAAAAGAAAGAAAUUGUUGUAGAAAAGAAAGUCGAAGAAAAGAAAGAAAAGUCAGACGAGAAGAAAGUUGAAGAAAAAAAAGAACCGUCCCAAGAAAAGGCUGAAGAAAAUGAGAUGACAGCGUCCAUGAUCUCGCGACGCAUCACCACAGAAGAAGAAGCCAAGGCCGCGCUGGCCGAGCGCCGCCGCCGCGCCCGCGAGGAGCUGGAGCGGCAGGCCGAGCUCGAGCGGCAGAGACUGCAACGCGAAGCCGAGGAGGAGGCAGAGACGCAGCGCCUCGAGGAGGAGCGGCAGCGGCGCGAAGAGGAGGAGGCCAAAGAGCUGGCGCGCCUGCAGCGGGCCGAGCAAGAGGAGAAACUUAGGAAAGCCAUCGAGGCGCAACAACAACUAGAGCGCGAGGAGGCCGAGCGCAAGGCGCGCGAAGAGGCCGAGCGAGCGGCGCGCGUGGCCGAGGAGAACGAGAAGCGGCGCCAGGCCGAGGAGGCCGAGCGGCUCCGGCGCGAGGAGCUCGAGCGCACCGAGCGCGAGCGUGUCGCGCGCCGCCAGCGCGUCGAGGCCAUCAUGGCGCGCACCAGGCUCAGGAAGGUAGGCAGACGUCGUGUGUGUCAACACAGACACAUGACGAGAGGCAGCAGGCCGAGCGGCUCCGGCGCGAGGAGCUCGAGCGCACCGAGCGCGAGCGUGUCGCGCGCCGCCAGCGCGUCGAGGCCAUCAUGGCGCGCACCAGGCUCAGGAAGGCAGCAGGCCGAGCGGCUCCGGCGCGAGGAGCUCGAGCGCACCGAGCGCGAGCGUGUCGCGCGCCGCCAGCGCGUCGAGGCCAUCAUGGCGCGCACCAGGCUCAGGAAGACACAUGACGAGAGGCAGCAGGCCGAGCGACUCCGGCGCGAGGAGCUCGAGCGCACCGAGCGCGAGCGUGUCGCGCGCCGCCAGCGCGUCGAGGCCAUCAUGGCGCGCACCAGGCUCAGGAAGGUAGGCAGACGUCGUGUGUGUCGAGACAGACACAUGACAAGAGGCAGCAGGCCGAGCAAGUGGCAGCAGCAAGAGGCUCAGGAAGGUAGACAGACGUUGCUUUUGCGUUGUGUCGACACCAAAGAGUACGACAUGCUGACAAGAAGAAGCGGCUCCGGCGCGAGGAACUACCGAGCCGAAGAAGAUAAGAAGCAACAAGAAGAGAAAGAGCAGCAGCAGGCCGGCACCGACAACGGCAACGCCGACCACAGCGCGCCCGAAGCGCCGCAGCAGGAUUCAGAAUCCACGGCCGCGGCGGAGGAGGCCGCCCCGGCGCCGGCGCCGCCCGCCGCCGCCAACAACGGCAACGUCGCGCCCGACCUGCUGGACCUGUCCGACCCACACCCGAUCGAAGACAAAUCGCAAGAGCAGCCGACGGCCAAGAUCGCAUCAAACGACAACGCCCACGCGGCGCCCAGCACCAACAACGGCAACGCCGCCAGCUUGGCGCACAUCUCCGCGUCGUUCCUGCAGGGCGAGCGCGGCGCCGAGCCGAGCGCCAAGGCCGCGCCCGACGCCUUCGACGACGACUUCUCCGCGCACAACGGCCACGCCGCGCGCCCGCACCCGCUCACGCUGCAGAACGCCAUCUAGGGCCUGGCCACGGAACUCAUCGUUCGCGCGGUGACCUUGACGAACGACAAGUCUCGGUUUAAGCUCUAUUUUUAGCCGGUCGAAAUGAUAUCUAACCGUGAGUGAUAAUCGAGAGAUGUCUCAAUGUAUAAUGUGACGCAUUUAACGAACAGAAAGCGAUUUGUAAGUCUUUGUAAAAUUAAAAAAAAACGAACACACGUGGGAUUUAUUAUUACUAAUAGGUGAAAAUUCCAUUUCUGUUCCGUUCAAUAUGUCACCCGGUAUACAUAUUGGCUGUCCAGUAGACUGAUAACGCGAAGCAUAAAUUGCUUUGUAGAUUUGUGAGUGAGAUUGAAACGUCUAUUGUCGCCGUUUAAAUAGACUAAUGUGAUGAUGAAUUGCUGGAAAUGACUUUAAAAUAAUACUAUCAAUAAUAUGAGUAAUGUUGGCAGGUAGUUACGGCACGUAAAAAAUAUGUAUUUCUCGAGUACACAUCCACUAUAGUUCGCUUUAAAAAUAACUACCAUGCGCCCUGCAAUACGCAAUGAAGUUUAUACUGUCAACAUCUAAUCGUUUUCACCUUUUUAAAGAAAUUAGAAACUGGUGUAACGUUUCUCUCAUAGUUCAUAUACAACUGAUUGGACUUGAUUUUAUAUUGUCAGUUUUCAUUUUCUAGUUAAUGGUAUAUGUUGAGUAUGUGAGAACGUACGAUGAAAGGUGCCUUGAUGUCGGUUUUAAAUUUAGUUACUAUUUCGGUGCUACAUUUUUUUAUAUCAUUUUGCAAUUAUUACAUAUAUUGGUUAGUUAUGAAAUUAAAAAAUAUAAAUAUAAUUCCAACUUAAACUAGAAGUAGAUAAGAAAUAAAAUUGAGAAUAAGUAUUGCAGUUCUAGCAGCCAAUAUGUAUGCCUUGAGAACGGGUUGUGGGGUAUCUGCUUCUCUUUUAGAUACAAACCAAAAGAUGUAACAUCUAGUAAGCUAUGCGAUUAGGACCAAACUGAGUCAGCCCACAAAACAUUUUUGCUGGAUAUAAUAAUCACGGUUGUGGAAAAUGUGUAGUUUGGCCAGUCAUUCGCAUCAUUAGGAAAAGGCAACAAAUUAAAAAAUGGUCUGGUAGAAUAUCCACAUUUUCUUUUAAAUUUCCCGCCUUUUCUAGUGACUCCAAUGGCUGCCCCCAAUAUAAUAAUAAUAUGUUAUAUCCAUUGGUAUAAAUAUCUAUUCAUAUGUGUCGUAUUACAUCUGUGGGCUUGAUGCAUCGUGAACCACGUUAAACGAAUGGUUAAAUUUAAAUAUCGAAUAUUUAAAUUUGAGAAGCAGACUGUUAGUAUGAAUAUAUAAAAAUAUUAAUGCAUUUAUAUUGCAAAUCCUUGAUUCUACUAAGAUGUUUCCAAGCUUAUCAUAUUGCUAACUUUAAGCAAAGAUAAUAAUAUAAAAAUAAAUAACAAAAUAUAAUCAUUAAUCACUGCUUAACAUUUCGAGUUAUGGGAAAUAAAAACAUAUUUUCGUACAUUAAUCAUUGAGAAUUCAUUUAGCGUAGUCGAAACAGAAAACGAGUAUGUAUCACUAGGAUCAGGGACUAACGGAAUUAAUGUCAUUAAUUUCUAUAAAUUAUCAUUAAUUGUUCACGUUUGAUAGUAUCUUUGAUAGGUUGUGUAUAAAAUGCUGUUUUUGCAGUGCGUAUUACAUUUUGUGUAAAUUAUAAUUAGUUUUUAUUUAUUGUGAUGUUUUAUUAAUGACCCGGUUGUAGGAAAUAUUUAUAAGGAAAUCAAUUUAUUACUUCGUUUCUCUUUAGAGACGGUCGGAUCCGUUUAUUGCGAGGCGCUUGUGUGGGAGCGGGGUGAAUAUAAUUCUUAGUUUUGUCCGCAUUUUGUGGCAGGAUCGCAUUCAGAUUCCAAUUGAGAUGCACUAAUUGACUUGAUCGAGACAUUUUCAGAAUCAUUUUAUAUUUCUGAUUUGGCCUCGGUCUCAUGCGGCCGACUUUCACGCUCGUUUUAAAUACGAGUACGACGUCUUUAUAUAUAUGUGCAUAUCGUUGCCGCUUUGUGUAUGCAUGUAGAAAUUAUUGGCAUCCCAGUGUUAAAGGAAAGAAAUAAAACCACGAAUCCCAGUGUAAAAAUGAAUUAACGAAGUAAAACAAAACGGUAGUAAUAAAAUAAAGGCCUGUCUUGGAAACAGAACAAAUGAAAUUAUCAAGGAAAAAUUUACUCCAUAUCGUCAAGUGACAAGCAAAACUCACUAAUUACUACAAAAUUAUUAAACAAAAAUCAACCUAAUUUUAGUGGCUACAUGGUUCAUUAUGGCUAUGAACUUGUGGUGGAUGGAAUUAGUGAGUUUUGCUUUUCCCCUGACGAUAUAUUCUUAACACUAUUCGUGAAAAAAAAGUGCAAAUUACAUUGUGAAGCCAAUAUUUUAUGAACGCUCCUGCACUAAUCAACACACACUGUGAAGAGGUGUUCAAAACCGGUUUUACUUCACAUGUAUUUUAUUCUGCUAUAGCUACAUAAUUUAUUUGUUACCAGACGAUCACACGAGCGCGAUUGGCACAUACCUACUUGGGAAAUUGUAUGUUAUCCCUUUGGUAGUUGAAGAUUCAAGUUAAGUAAAAAAAGUUAAAAAUAUAACUAUACAUUAAUAAUUUAAUUUUUGCUAUCAAGUACCAAAUGGGUCUCCAGACCAUUACCCAUAAUAACAAUUAACAAAUAGCCGUAUAAUAAUAAUUAAGUUAUUAAACGAUGCAUAAACAACUUGUAAAAUAAGUAGUUAGCGUUCAAAUAAAUACUACAUAAUUAUUUCCUAGUGCUUAUUUUAUUUAUAUUAAUUCUGUUAAGAUUUGGCAAAGUCAUACAAUUUCCAACAUUGUUUACGUAUAGCGUUUUUUUUUAUUUAUUUUAACCGUUCUAUGCUUGGAUACAAUAAAUUUAACUUUAAAUGUAACUGUAUUUAACCUAAUAAUUAUAAUAGCAACAAAUUAUCUAAUAUCAGGAACAAAGGUUCCAAAACUUGUAUAUUCCAUUCAUUUCAUUAUUCUAUUGUAGUUUAAAUUGUUUAAUAAUUUUCAACCAUCAUCGUUUUUAUGUAUUUUGAUACUAGGAAGCUGCUUUUAUACAUAUUGCUCUAUACAGCUUUUGGUUUAGAAAUCCAUGUUCUUAACCUUUGGACUGCCUUUUUCAUAUCCAAAAAUGUCACGGCCCUGCCAAGUUUAGUUAGUUCAAGCUAAAAAACGUAUAUGAUCAGGAUCACACUAAGGUUAAGGUGUUGACUGAACACGCCAUACGAGUAUCUAAUAAACACCGUUCAUGGGUUUAUAGGCGCCACAACUCACGACACCUCUUAAGGGCUUUAGGCGUUCAAAGGGUUAAGUAUUGUUAUCCUUUUGUGUGAAUCGGAAAGGCAUUAUUGUAAAACUAUUUAUAUACAUGAAUUAAAGAAGAAAAAAUGUUAGAAUUCAUCAUUUUUGUAACUCUGUUGUUAUUAUUUUUUAUGACCAUUAUAUGCUCAUUUUAGCCCUUAUUAUAUCUGAACAAUUGUGCCUGUUAUCAAAUAUAUACUUUGUAUCAUUUUUUCUGGGAUCGUCUUACAAUCAUGUUUGAUGUUUAUAACGCUCCUUUUACUUAAAUAUUAUCUAUGCUGAUGUCCUGUGUAUAGUUUCAAUUAAUGUUGUCAUAACCGCAAAAUCAUUUGAAUAGGUGGCUAGUCCUAUUAAGGACCAAAAUAUUAGACCAUGUGAAACCGUAACUCAACGGUGUCGUAAUGCCGUCUAAGAUUUUGGGAUAGGAUAUAUCUUUUUGUAUUGACGGCCUGAAGAAAGGUAUCUUUUUGUUCAUUUUGAUAUAGUUUUUUUUCAUUAUCACUCAUCAUUAUACCUGUAUUUAUAUCACUCGAGACAUGGCUUCUAUGUACGAUCUAUUCUAUAUUAUGUUAGCAAUCGAUGGAUUUAUAAGGAGAAAGUUUUAAUAAAAAAUAUUAUGAAAUUUA